UGUGAAGCUCGUUACUCUGUAAAAAUUCUAUGUGCCUUUCUACGCGAAUCAACAUUAUUCGGUGAAAACUUACAUCAUGGUAUUUUGAGAUGUACUUUCACGAAAAAUUGGAUUAGCGCCCAUGUUCGGCGUCUACUAAGAGGAGGUUCAGAAGAAUGGUUUGUCUGUGGUCUUUUUUGCCAUGUGUGGUAAAUCUAGUAUUGCCAUCCUCGCUUAUAGAAGCAAAGAACACUAAAUUAGAAGAUGUGUUCCACUGGAACCUUGUGGAUUUUAAUUAUCCUGAUGAUACAUCACGAAGAAAAUCCAUCAUGUCGAAGCAAUUUAUACCAGAAAAUAAUCUACCAUUAGGUCUUGAUGUGUGGGAGGACAAACUGUUUGUUACAGUCCCUCGUUGGAAGCCUGGAGUUCCUUCAACACUCAAUUACGUUUCUUUGAGUGGUGAUAACAAAUCUCCGAAACUGAUACCAUAUCCUGACUGGAAUAGUAACCAUUUACCAACAGGUAGAGCUGAGAAAGGAAAUAUCACUGAGAAUGAAAUGCACAUUAUUUCAGUGUUUCGUGUGAGGGUGGACGCAUGUGACCGCCUAUGGAUGUUAGAUACAGGCAUGAAUGAUGUGGUAGGAGAAGCCCAGCAACUGCAGGAUCCUCGUAUACUUGUUUAUGACCUUCACAGUGAUUUCUUGAUUCAUAGUUAUACAUUAAAAUCAUCACACAUAGAAGAAGGUUCAUUCUUUUCUAAUAUCAUUGUUGAUAUUAAUGCAAAUGACUGUGAUGGAGCUUUUGCUUAUAUCACAGAUAUUUAUGGUUACAGUAUCAUAGUUUAUAGCCUUCGAGAUGAUGAGUCCUGGAGGGUCAAACACCAUUAUUUCUACUUUGAUCCCCUGAGUAGUAACUACAGUGUUGGUGGAGUCAACUUCCAGAUGAGAGAUGGAAUAUUUUCUUUAGCCCUUUCUGCCCCACAUGAAGAUGGAUUCAAAACUGCAUACUUCCAUCCUUUCUCAAGUACAAACGAAUUUUCUGUUUCCACUAAAGUUUUUCGCAACAAAACCCUUGCAACUGACCCUCACAACUUUGACGAAUUCAAGUUACUGGGUUCCCGGGGUCCAAAUACACAAGCAGGUGCCUCAUUCCUAGAUGAACGAAGUGGUGUAAUAUUCUACACACAGGUAAACCUCAAUGGUGUAGGAUGCUGGAACUCCAAGAGCAAAGAAUAUGGUCCCGAAUACCAAUAUCUUGUAAUUUCUGAUAAUGAGACCUUUAUCUUCCCUAAUGAUCUUAAAGUUGACCGUGAAAACAACUUGUGGGUAUUGACUGAUCACUUACCUAUAUUCAUUUUUAGAAGUCUUGAUCUUAAUAACAUAAAUUUUUACAUUUUCAAGGGUUCCGUCAAAGAAAUCAUUAAGGACACCAUUUGUGAGAUUGAUGAAUACUGAUUUAUUCUCUGCAGCAUGUGUACUGAUGUUUCAUAAUCAAGAGAAAAUGAAAUGUACUGUUCUAAAUUUGAAAGUAACUAAAUAUUGGCACUACAAAUAAAAAGAGCAGUUCACAUGUACCACUACAUAAUAUUAGCUCAGAUCCACCCCCCUUUUCUAUUCAGCAAUGAAUAUACAUAUAUGCAUGCUAUUAGGACUGUUCCAUCAGUUGUGUUUAUUUUACUUCAGCCAUGAUUGUAUAUUUAUCUUGUUGUAAAUCAAGGAA
Molecule: messenger RNA, 1698 nt
Organism: Cryptotermes secundus
Lineage: Eukaryota; Metazoa; Arthropoda; Insecta; Blattodea; Kalotermitidae
Product: protein yellow-like
Exons: 3
Coding region: 156-1433 (425 amino acids)
Cellular component (GO): extracellular region
Source: RefSeq, a predicted model, not a curated record